GAGGGGACGGCUCCCGACGCCGCAGCGCCACGCACGACUCCCGGAGCCGCUGUCUGGUCCCCCCCCCCUCUCCACCCCUCCACCAACCCACCAAGGUCAGUGGAGAAGUGAACACAGGAUGGCUGCUCUGCAACGUUUCAGGAUUCACUGAUCCUUUUUUUUUUUUUUAAAGUGGAUUUAAUCACCCUAAAUGUUUUGUGCCCCCCACCCCACCCCCCCUCGCUGAUGCAGACAGCUCGGCGGCUCGCAUGUCCUGAACGCGGGGAAUGAAUUGCUCGUCGCGAGCGGGACCCUGAAAGAAAAUGCUGCUCUGGGUCGUCCUGCUGAAUGCGGCUCUUUGUGUUGCCAGCGGAAAUGUCACGAGGGACGUGUGCAAGGAGCGCGUGUGCUCGUGCGGCGACGUGGAGGGCGACCUGCACGUCGACUGCGAGAAGCGGAGCUUCAGCACGCUGCGGCACCUCGCCGGCCCCAGCUCGCAGUUCUACCACCUGCUCCUGCACGGCAACUCGCUCUCCCGGCUCUUCCCCAACGAGUUCGCCAACUUCUACAACGCCGUGAGCCUGCACCUGGAGAACAACGGCCUGCACGACAUCGUGCCCGGCGCCUUCCUGGGGCUGCAGCUCGUCAAGAGGCUGCACAUCAACAACAACAAGAUCCGGGCGUUCAAGAGGAGCACCUUCCUGGGUCUGGACGACCUGGAGUACCUCCAGGCGGACUUCAACCUGCUGAGGGACGUGGACCCCGCGGUGUUCAGGGACCUGAACAAGCUGGAGGUGCUGAUCCUGAACGACAACCUGAUCAGCGCGCUGCCCCUCAACGUGUUCCAGCACGUGCCCAUCACGCACCUGGACCUGAGGGGGAACCGGAUCAAAACGCUGCCUUACGAGGGGAUCCUGGAGCAGAUACCGGGCAUCGCGGAGGUCCUGCUGGAGGACAACCCGUGGGACUGCAACUGUGAGCUGGUGUCGUUAAAGGAGUGGCUGGACAACAUACCUCGCAACGCGCUCAUCGGCAGGGUGGUCUGCGAGGCCCCCACCCGGCUGCAGGGCAGCGACCUGAACGAGACAGCAGAGGCGGAGCUGUGCCCCUCGCAGAGCGGGGGCCUGGACACCAGCCUGGCGGCCCCCCCUACGCAGGAGGAGACGGCGCAGAAGGGCCAGCCUCGCCCCACGCCUUUCAAAGACGCCCCCACGCCCCGCGGCCCCAAAAGCCACUCGAAGUCUCGCGAGAACUGGCAGCUGAAAACGAAACCCACUCCGGUGGCGACGGGCGUGAACGACGACGGGGAGCCGCCGCACAACCUGACGUGCCCCCAGCCGUGCAGCUGCAAGCUGGUGGGCUCCAGGCGGGGGCUGGGGGUCAACUGCGAGGGCAAGAAGAUGGAGAGCCUGGCCGGACUCAAACCCAAACCGCUGUCCGCCCACGAGCUCAACAUGAGGGACAACAACAUCCACGCGGUGAAGAGGAACCAGCUGCUGGGCUACGCUAGCUUAAACCUGCUGGAUCUGGGGGGGAACAACAUCAAGGUGAUCGACAACGGCACGUUCCAGAACCAGAGCGAGCUCCGAUGGCUCUACUUGGAUAAGAACUACCUGGAUACUCUGGUGGCUGAGAUGUUCGUGGGCCUGCUGAAUCUGGAGUACCUCAGUUUGGAAUACAACGACAUCCAGCUGGUGGUGGCGGGUGCCUUCAGCCCCAUGCCCAACCUGAGGGUGCUGUUCCUCAACAACAACCUGCUCAAGGCGUUACCCACGGACGCGUUCCUCGGGAUUUCUUUAUCCAAAAUCAGCCUGCAUAACAAUUACUUCCCCUACCUGCCCGUGGUUGGCGUGUUGGACCAGCUCAGCUCCAUCAUCCAGAUCGACCUGCACGGGAACCCUUGGGAUUGCUCGUGCAACAUCGUGCCCUUCAAGCAGUGGACGGAGAAGCUGGGGGCCGACGUGAUUGUCAGCGACCUCAAGUGCGAGUCCCCCGAGGAGUUCUGGAAGCGGGACUUCCGCCACGUCCGGAACGACCUCAUGUGCCCCAGGCUGUACGAGCGCGCGCUGCCGACGGCGCCUUCCAAGAACGCCACCUACGCCCAGGACUCGGGCGGCACGCGCUCGAACUCCUACCUGGAGCCCAACCGGGUGUCCAUCUCCGUGCUCGUCCCGGGCCUGCUGCUGGUCUUCGUCACGUCGGCUUUCACGGUCGUGGGGAUGCUCGUGUUCAUCCUGCGCAACCGCAAGCGCUCCAAGCGGAGGGAGGGGAACUCCUCCGCGUCGGAGAUCAACUCCUUGCAGACGGUGUGCGACUCGUCCUACUGGCACAGCGGGCCGUAUCACGCGGACGGCGGCGCGCACCGGGGCUUCGACUGCACCACGCACCUGUCGGUUGCAAACGACGCGUGAAAAAGGAAAAACGCAGGAUUACAAACUCAAAGAGAAACUUAUUUAACGCUCCCAUCUGUAACAUACGCACUCCUUUCUGCCGCAGUCCAGAUCUACGAGACAGAAUAUACGAAGAGAGCGGAGGAGAACCACGAGACUGAGUGUGUGUGUGUGUGUGUGUGUGAAAGAGAACAAUCAGGGGAAUGGUGCACGAACGCAUGAAUGUACAUGUAAAUACUCUGGACUGAUGUAUCAUAAAAAAAUGCAUGAUGACGAUGAUAAUCCGCAUGGUUUCAGACACACGACGGCGAGGAACCAGAACCACCGACAAAGAGGCAAACUGUCCAUGCUCUAUCAAUAUGACCACAAUAUAUAUAUAGAUAUUAAGAAUUAUAUAUAUACAAAAGUGCCAUUUCUCUAUUUUUUGUGAAUUAGGAUUUGUAUUUGUUGUUUCGAACGGGGUGGAAAAAAAAAAUCUAAUUAAUCCGAGCGGCUGUCGGUGCAUGUUUCUUUUACGUUCUCCUUCGUUUAAUUCGGUUUAUCGUUUCCCCGAUUAUUGACGCGGAUAUUUAUACUUCGGUGGGGAACCCGACGUCAUCAUCUCCUUUAUGAAUGUAAAAAAAAAAAAAACGAGAAGAAACUAAACCUGUUGUUCUGUUGAAAUAUGUGCCAAUUUGUUUUUGUUUGUUUGUUUGUUUGUUUGCGGAUGUGGCAGACGAGCAUGAUCGGUUUACAGCACCCAGAUGCUUCUGCUGCAGAACUUCAUGUAGCUACAGAAACAGUCCAGCGGGGUUUAAUCGUGAAUAACCGUAGCCUAAUGUUUGUGAGAGGAGGAAAAAAACAAAUUGAUUUUUCAAAAAUACGAUGGUAAAAUUAAUUGAUUUCCUGUUGGAAGCAGGGCCGUAAUUCAAAGGGUGGAUUGAGGGGGAUGAGCCCAUUUGAGACGCAG
Molecule: messenger RNA, 3318 nt
Organism: Nematolebias whitei (Rio pearlfish)
Lineage: Eukaryota; Metazoa; Chordata; Actinopteri; Cyprinodontiformes; Rivulidae
Product: SLIT and NTRK-like protein 1
Exons: 1
Coding region: 303-2390 (695 amino acids)
Biological process (GO): axonogenesis; positive regulation of synapse assembly; regulation of presynapse assembly
Cellular component (GO): GABA-ergic synapse; postsynaptic density membrane; glutamatergic synapse
Molecular function (GO): protein binding
Source: RefSeq, a predicted model, not a curated record